Erigeron canadensis is the source of this 1913-nucleotide messenger RNA. RefSeq lists its product as uncharacterized. Bases 153 to 1517 code for a protein of 454 amino acids. The transcript has 14 exons. Lineage: Eukaryota; Viridiplantae; Streptophyta; Magnoliopsida; Asterales; Asteraceae. The record is from RefSeq and is a predicted model, not a curated record.
UCAAAUUAUAUCUCCCACGCGCAAACACGCACUGCUAGAAGAAGAAGAAAAUUUAGUGAUUUUAAGCAUGAGUGUUCUUAGAUAAUUAUUAUUAGCUUAUUGAAUUGAUGAUAUACGAGUAGUUAGUUAGAGAGGGGGGUAAUUAAUUAAUUAUGAGGUGUAACAGAGGGAUAUGGAAAUCAUUGCAGGCUUUCUCAGCUCACACUUUACUCUUCACUUUCACUCUCUUACUCCUUCUGAAGCUCCAACAUCACUUCUUUUCCCUUUACUCUUGGUGGAUUAUCUUCCUUCCGCUUUUCCUGUUUCACGCGGUUGUUGCCCGAGGAAGGUUCUCUUUACCUGCACCAUCGGUUCCCCAUGGCCGUCAUUGGGCACCAUUUCAUGCGAUUGUUGCGACUCCUUUGCUUGUUGCAUUUGAAGUGCUUUUAUGUGUCUUUCUGGAGACUGCACAUGUUAGGGAAGCCCCAACUGUAAGCUUGAAGCUUGUCUUUCUUCCAUUAUUGGCAUUUGAAAUAACUAUUCUCGUCGACAAUUUCAGAAUGUGCAAGGCUUUACUUCCAGGAGAUGACGUAAAUCUAAGCGAUGAUGCAAUAUGGGAGACGCUUCCUCAUUUUUGGGUUGCAAUCUCUAUGGUUUUCUUUGUAGCUGCCACCGUGUUCACCCUUCUAAAGCUAUCCGGUGACGUAAGUUCAUUAGGCUGGUGGGACUUGUUCAUAAACUUUGGAAUUGCAGAGUGCUUUGCAUUUCUGGUUUGUACUAAAUGGUCCAAUCCAGUAAUUCACAGAACUUCUCAAAUACCUGUACCAAACUCAUCAUCCUCGGAUGAGAUCUCUGAGCAUAGCAUAUGUGGUGUACAAGAUAUAGGUGGCCAUGUUAUAAAAAUUCCCAUCAUUGGUUUUCAAAUCCUCCUUUUUAUGCGCUUGGAGGGGAAACCUGCUGCUGCUAGAUUUAUCCCUCUUUAUGUUGUCUUCUCUCCUAUAUUUUUAGUUCAAGGAAUAGGAGUCCUUAUUUCUGCAUCUAAUUUGGUGGAGAGAAUCAUCAUUUUACUACGUACGGGGGCUGGUAGAGGAAGAUACUUUAGAUAUGCUGCUAGAGCUCGUGACUCCUUUUGCUUUUUGCACCGUGGAUCCAGGCUCCUUGGUUGGUGGUCAACUGAUGAAGGAAGCCAGGAAGAACAAGCACGGAUUUUCUUCAAUGGGUCUUCUGGAUAUAACACAUUUUCUGGUUAUCCACCUGAAAUAGUCAAGAGAAUGCCCAAGAAGGAUCUAACUGAGGAGGUCUGGAGACUUCAAGCAGCUCUUAAUGAGCAAACCAAUAUCACAGAAUCCAGCGUACAAAACUAUGAAAGACUUCAAAAUGAAAAAGUCCUAUGUAGGAUUUGCUUCGAACGUGAAAUAAACACGGUGCUACUCCCUUGUAGACAUCAUAUUCUUUGCAGUUGCUGCAGUGGAAAAUGUCAAAAAUGCCCUAUAUGUCGAGUCAGCAUCGAGGAAUGCUUGCUUGUAGAUGAUGUGUAGCCUCAAAUGACCAAAGUACUAUAUAAUUUAUGUGAAGCUUAUCAAAUUGUGCGCGUACGUGAUCAAUGGAGGAAAUAGCUUGUUGGAUCAUAUAUAAUUAGAAGACGUCGGAGAUGCACGAAACACUGAGUUCAGGUGGAUAAAGUUUGUAUGUGUGUGAAUAUAAUGUGUGAUUUGCAAUUGGUUACUCAGCUCUUAUCGAUAUAUAUCUUUGUUCCUUGUCCAUAUACAUUGUGAAAUGGGGUCAAACUAAAGGAACAGAAGUCAAUCCCUUUGUACAUGAUAUAUGCAGAGACAGAGCCUGGACUCCUACUUAUUAGGUGUAGUUUACUUGACUUUUGUGUCUGUAAGUUGGAAUCUUUUGGAGCUUGGAUGAAGUUUUUAAAUUUCUUUUGA